UGCUACAGUGACUUGCUCCAAGAAUUUGCACAUAUCAUGCUCUUUGCCUCCAUGCCACAUGAGUAUAAAUGAAUUAAAAUUAUCUCAGGAAGAACUGAAAAGAAUUCUUUUAAUGUCUAAGUUUAAGCCAAUGAGAAAAAUAUUUAAACCAAGAAAAUGGUUUUAAUCGCAUUCCAGCCAUUAUUUGCCAAACUGUAUAUAAUAUGCCAUUAUACAUGAAUAGUAUAUAUUUCAAAACACAAGUCAUACUUUCAUCAAUAUCCGAAUUAAUCUUCAACACAGUUGUCACAGAACUAGGUCUUUAUCUAAAGAGAGAAAGCAUUUAUUUAUGCAAGGGAGAAGUGAUAUACGUACAGGAAAUUAGACCAAGAAGGUCACUGAAUAAAAUUAACCAUAUGUAUUGCAGACAUUAAACAUCUGAUUAGUAUUGUUGAAUAUCAGAUUAGAUCUGUUUUGAUAUAGUUUCCGUCUUUAGAUAUCUGAUUCUUUUGGAUCUCCUAGUAUUAAGGGAUUUUAUUUCUGUACCUAUAUAUAUAUAUAUAUAUAUAUAUAUAUAUAUUGACGCUGAGAGAUGAUUCUCUCAAGGAAUUCAUCCAAAACACAAUCCUUGUCUCACUCCAUUCGUAUAUUUCAAGUUGGUAUCAGAGCGGGUUCCGACCCGGCUCUGGUUUCUAUUUGUUUUUUUUUCUUCUUUUCCGGCUGCAAUCUCUCAGUCGUGUUCCCUUUUCCCACCAGCUGACACUAUCAGCUGUCUCUUCGUCAGAAACUCUUUUUCCGGCCACAACCUUGUCAAACAUCAAACCCACUCCGAAGCAACCCCAGAAUCAGAACCGGAAAGCCAAGUUCGGCCUGUCCCCAAAAUUUCUCCGCUGCCCAGGCUUUUACCGGCCCUCAUUUCCCUUCUGCAGGUGUUUUCCGGCCGUUUCUGAGUGUCUGCCAUCAUGUCUUCUGAGGUAACCCCCGACACCAACUCCAAUGGUGGUAAACCGGUUGUUCUAACAUCUGUCGUUUCUGGAACCGCUACAAUGACCUCUGAAAAAUUGAUGGGUGCCAAAAAUUACCUUUCUUGGGCUGAUUCUGUGGAACUUUGGUUCAUGGGCCAAGGCUAUGAAGACCACCUUACUAAAUCUGUUGAUGAUGUUUGCGCCGCUGACAAAACCACUUGGAAGAAGAUUGAUGCCCAGCUAUGUAACCUUAUGUGGCAGACCAUUGAUCCACCGAAGCUAACUAUGUUUCGGGCUUACAAAACUUGUAAAAAGGUGUGGAAUCGUGCUAAAGCUUUAUACACUAAUGACAUUGCAAGACUUUACCAUGUUGCUAAGAAGCUGUGUAGUUUACAGCUUCAAGGAACUAAUAUGGAAUCUUAUGUUGGAGCUGUGGAAGCUGUCAAGGAGGAGUUUUCGACUCUCCUUUCCUAUGUGUCUAAUGCUGAUGACCAUCAUGCUCAACAGGGAAAGCUGUUUUUGGUACUUACGUUACUUGGGUUGCCAGCUGAACUUGAAUCUCUUCGGCAACAAAUAUUGGGCACCUCACCCGUUCCUUCCCUUCAAGACGUAUUUGCACGACUCUUGCAAUCCGGCCCCUCUCUUGAGACCCAUACUUUCGACCAAACUGCAUUGGCAUCCCAAUCUUCUUCUCAAGUGUCCUUUCAAGUGCCCACUCGCGGCGGCCGUGGGGGUCGUGGUAAUCGUACUCGCCUUAGUUGUACCCAUUGCCAUAGGAUUGGUCAUACUCAAGAUAAAUGUUAUGCUCUCCAUGGUCGUCCUACCAAGGUAGCUAAUGUUGUCCAAACUAAUGAGCCAUCUGACGUUCACUCCGCCGCACAACCACAAGGGAUAUUUGUCUCUGGCAAUGAUUAUGAUGAGUUUCUCAAGUACCAAGCUUCAAAGCAGGCAUCUACUCCCGUUGCUUCGGUGGCCCACUCUGGUAAUUCUGUUGCUUGUAUCUCUCAUUCCUCUUCUCUUGGACCAUGGGUCCUUGACUUAGGAUCGAGGGACGGGACAGACGAUUGGUACAGGAUGUGAGUCUCAAGGACUAUAUCGGCUUGCCUUACCCACUACUACUG
This is a messenger RNA of Arachis ipaensis, 2065 nucleotides long. NCBI's taxonomy places the organism in Eukaryota, Viridiplantae, Streptophyta, Magnoliopsida, Fabales, Fabaceae. The record is from RefSeq and is a predicted model, not a curated record.